Puntigrus tetrazona (Sumatra barb) is the source of this 1855-nucleotide messenger RNA. Its product is annotated as dynein light chain Tctex-type 5. Gene Ontology annotation, cellular component: cytoplasm; cytoplasmic dynein complex. The transcript is spliced from 3 exons. Gene Ontology annotation, biological process: microtubule-based movement. Gene Ontology annotation, molecular function: dynein intermediate chain binding. The coding region runs from base 276 to 968 and encodes 230 amino acids. Lineage: Eukaryota; Metazoa; Chordata; Actinopteri; Cypriniformes; Cyprinidae. The record is from RefSeq and is a predicted model, not a curated record.
GUAGACCACUUAGUGACAACAUUAGUUGAGAAGAGAAGAGAGAACAUCGGUGGAAUACAAGAAGAUUCAAAUUUAAAAUUGGGCUUUAUAAAAGGAGCGGUAAACUGUGGUGAAUGUUUUGGCACGUAGAUGAAUAUCUGACUAGAGUGAUGUGGAGGCAAAGACUGGGGAAAGACAGAAGAGAGGUGAACUGAACCUGAGAUGUGGUAUAAUCUACUGUUGACUCAAUCUGUGGACUUUAACAAAAACUUACGGCACAGACAGAUUUCUUCAUCAUGGCCAAUCAGCCUCUACCACUGUCUCAGGAGACAUUAGCUCAGUUCAAUCGCUCCAUGUCCAGAGAAGCAGGUCUCUCAGGGCCUCCAAGGCGACGUUUGGGCUCCAUCUCCACUCGCCGAAGCUCCAAAGACCAAUCCAAGGACCAACCCCACCACAGACCUCUGUUUCUCAGGAGCAUGACGGUUCCUUCGUCCGACUCAUCGUUCCUGAGCCCCAACGUCAGCAAUUCUCACAUCUCCAUGGGCAAACGGUUCUCAUUCGCAGGCUGGCACCAGGGAGGAAGAGUGAGCUUCUCCGGACUCUAUCUUCAACAACCCAUCCAGGAGGUGUAUGUGGAGAACACCUACAGAAUGGGACCAGAACCAGGGUGCCACUUCAGUGCCAGCAGGACCCAGCAGAUCUUACAGGUCACUCUGGAUAGUUAUUUGGACGGUGUGUGUUACAGUCCGGAUAGUUGUAGCCAGCUGUGUCAGAUGUUAGCGGAUCUAGUUCUCAGUAAGCUAAAAGAUGUAAAUCCGCCACGAUAUAAACUCGUGUGCCAGGUGGUGGUCGGGCAGAGUGAUAAACAAGGUAUAAAGGUGGCCAGCCGUAGCCUGAUGAACCCCAACACUGACAACUACACAUCUGCUGUUUACCAUAAUCACUCACUGUUUGCUGUGGCUUUAGUACACGGCAUGUACUUUGAAUGAAGGCUAAAUCAACAGAGCUAAAUAUCAGUUUACUAAAUGCAUACUUUAAGUCUCUUUAAAAAUAUCUUUACAUUUUUAAAGAAAGGUCGCAUAAUUUAAAAUAACAUUUUUCUAUUUUAAAAAGCAAAGUUGAUUUUCUAGUAAACAUAAAUUUAGAACGUAUAUACAAAUUAUUUUAUAUCCAUUCUUGUAUAUUAUGUAUUUUGAUUUUAUGCUAAGACGCAAGCAAUAACAUUUUAUGUUCUGUCUUUUCUUAUGUUAUGUAAAAACAGCUACACACACACAGUUUGUUUGCAAAAAAACAUUUUAAUUUUUUCAGAAGUUGUUCUUUAAUAUACGCAAUUGUUUAAUUUCUUGUAUUUUUAUUUUGCACCUAACCCAGUUGCAGUUUAAUUGAGAUUAAUUAGAAUGUGCAAUUACAUUUUUUUUUUCUUCAAAACGGUUAAAAAAAAAAAAAAAAAAAAAAAAAAAAAAAAAAGGAGUUAUAAAUUUUUGCAAAUUUAUAUUACACAGAGACACAAUGUUACAGGGAUGUAAUUCUUUUCCCUCAAUGUGCCAAUGUUUUCCUCAAUGUGUCAUUAAAAAUUGCCAGGAAAAGAAGCCAUAAAAAUAAUAAUAAUAAUAAUAAUUUUAAAUUAUAAAUACUACUAAUUAUAAAUGCUACUAAUAAUAAUAAUAAACCGAACUGUUACUUAAAAUUGUAAUUAAAAAUGUUUGUCUUUAAAAUCUUAAAAAAAAAAAAAAAAAGAAAAUGUAUAUUUUCAAUAAACUUUAUUCCCCCCCACUCUCCCAAUACAUAAAAAGUGAUCAUACUGAACAUUUCCCAGUGUUGACACCGUACAAUUAUGUUACAUCAAUAAAUAAAAAACUAUAAAUAAAAAAAUAAA